AUCGACAUCUAAAUCAUGUCGAAUCCUUGUCUGGCCCUCAACAGCAACUUUGACGCAUCGCCUUUAUUGGGAGCCAUUGCCACGAGGAAGACGUCCUUGAGACCUCGGGAAGCGGUCUUUCAUUCAGUCUGCUUGAAUGCGCAGAGCCCUCAAAGCUUUGCCGCAACGGAAUAGCAUGGCUAAAUUUUACGCUGUCGCAAGAGGGCGGGAGGGUCCCAAGAUCUACAGUAGCUGGGAUGAUGCGAAGGACAACGUGACUCGCUUUCCCGGUGCUAAACAUGCGAGCUUUAAGACUCAGGCGCAGGCAGAGAUGUGGUUAGCUACCACACUAUCUCUCUUGGACUCCCACACGAACUCGAGCUUCGGUCCACAAAGAAGUGCCAAUACGCGCCCCUCUGCGGCCAUCGCGAAGCCAUAUACCCGACCUCCAGUCUUGCAGGGAGCACCGUCCACUUCGUCAUACCCGGACUCCGUCUCCUCCUCACACGCUCCAUUCAUAGAUCCAGAACUAGAACCAGCUCCCAUCGCACUGUCCUCCGAGCAGAACGCUGUGCUCCAGCGGAUACUUUCAGGGACAAACACGUUCUUUUCCGGUUCCGCAGGCACAGGGAAAUCGGUGUUAUUGAGAGAGAUCAUAAGACGAUUGCGAUGGAAAGGGAGCGAGUCUGUCGGGGUUACCGCAUCCACUGGAAUAGCGGCGAUUAAUAUAGGCGGGUCCACAAUCAACUCUUGGGCUGGCAUAGGCCUCGGGAAGUUGCCAGUGGAAAAGCUGAUUGGGCCGCUCAUGUGGCAGCCAAAAUACGCGCAGGCUAAGACGCGUUGGUUAAAUGCUGAGACUUUGAUCAUUGACGAGGUCUCCAUGAUUGACGGGACUUUGCUGGACAAAUUGGAAGCCAUUGCUCGAGCAAUCAAACAAAACGACAAGCCCUUUGGUGGGAUCCAGGUCGUUCUAUGCGGAGAUUUCUUCCAGCUUCCUCCGGUUCCCGAUACAGUCGACGGAAAGCCCAUCUUGCCGACGUUUGCAUUUGACUCCGCCGCGUGGUCAAAGUGCAUUGACAAACCUGUGAUACUGACACAAGUCUUCCGGCAGAAGAACCAAGAGUUUGUCGAUAUUCUCAAUGCGAUGCGCUUUGGGAAGGUGCAUGACUCCGAAGCUGUUAGAGCCUUGGCUCGUGACGUUCAGUACACUGACGGCAUCAUGCCAACUGAACUGCGAGUACUCGCGAGGAGAGACGAAGUGGACCGCGUGAACCGCAGGCGACUGGACACUUUGACUGGAGAAUGUCAGACAUACGAGUCGAUGGAUGUGGCCGGCGUCGACUCCAACGGAAACCGGCUGAACGACUCGGACAAGUUUCGGAUUCUCAGUCGCCUGGUUGUGCCGCAACGCGUCAGCCUUAAAGUUGGGGCACAGGUCAUGCUCGUCAAGAAUCUAGUGCAAGGCAGACUGGUGAACGGCUCGAUCGGCCGGGUCGUUCGAUUUGCCACAGCUGCGGAAGCGGCGCUAGAGCGCAUGGAAACAUCUACACCCGAUGGUCCCGGUGCAGCAAGGACGGACCGCCAGCCCGAGCGGCGUUGGCCCGUGGUUAAAUUCAUCGACGGCUCGGAGGUCUUCAUGACGCCUUUGGAGUUCACGAUCCAUAACGCGGAAGGUGGGAUGGAGGCUCGUCGGGAUCAGAUUCCUCUGAUCCUCUCUUGGGCCAUCAGUAUCCAUAAAUCUCAGGGCCAGACGAUAGAGCGGGUUAGGAUUGACAUGAGAAAUAUCUUCGAAAAAGGACAAGCCUAUGUUGCGAUGUCUCGCGCUGUGUCAUUAGAUGGCCUCCAAGUCGUCAACUUCAGCUCUUCCAAGGUCAUGGCUCAUCCACGUGUGCUCGAAUGGCACGAAGCUCUGGGGAUCAAACAAACGGCCUCUUCUCCGGAGAGACGGCGCAUGGCCCCCAGAAAUAGGGAGACUCUAGAAAUAUGGUCCGAGGACGAAGACGGGUGGGACAUAGGCCGGGACAAUUAUUAUCGUUAG
This is a messenger RNA of Mycena citricolor, 2017 nucleotides long. Lineage: Eukaryota; Fungi; Basidiomycota; Agaricomycetes; Agaricales; Mycenaceae. The record is from the annotation of a GenBank genome assembly.